Molecule: messenger RNA, 495 nt
Organism: Uranotaenia lowii
Lineage: Eukaryota; Metazoa; Arthropoda; Insecta; Diptera; Culicidae
Exons: 2
Coding region: 1-468 (155 amino acids)
Source: RefSeq, a predicted model, not a curated record
AUGUUUCCCCGCCGUUGGGAAGUUAUAAACCUUGAUAGCGACGAGGAGGAAGCCGACGAAAGUGGACACAAACACAAGAAAGGCUGCUGCCCUUCAACCAAAAAGAAGCCUCGCUUCGAAACCCUUGCAGAGGAAGACGAAAAGGAAAACGCCGAACCGAUCAUGAGAAGAAAAGCAGUUACAAUGACCAUCAGCAACAAGGUGAUUGCCAGCUACUUCCAAACUCCGAGCGCUGCUGGUAGUAAAAAGGGUGCCAAGAAGGUUGCCUCCGAGCACGGAAAGGCCGUGCUAGAUCUCGUCAACCGAGGCACGAUCAAAGAAGUGCAAAUUCUACCCACCGUUGGACUCAAAAUGGCAUAUCAAAUUGUCACUCAUCGCACAAUCAAUGGUAAAUUCAAGAAAAUCGAAGAUUUGUCGAAGCUGUUUGCCGGUGGCAGAAAGUGGACUAAGUUUCUUGAGGUGAGAUAAUCACUCAGUCCAACUGAAAUGCGCCCA